CGGAAGUUUCCGAAAUUGAUCGAUUGAUUCCGCCGCGAAUCGGAAAUUUAACAGGAAGACGAUCGCAGCAAAACAAUAAAUCCAGGCGACAAAUGACUCAUAACUGUCUUUUUCUAGAGUACAUUAGGGUUUUUAACAUGAAUGGAAAAUGAGUUGACAAUGGCCUGUGUGUAAAAUUAUGUUUCGCUGACACGACGACCGACAUUCGUCCAAGAAAAUGUCAAAAUUCUUUCGCUUUCUCAGUCGGCGACGAACAGGGAGAGGGGUGAAAUCGGACCACAUAGAUCACGGAGGGCAUACAGUGAAGAGGAAAAAUGCGGUCCAGUGCACAGUCAUGCUACUGGAUGGCACUGACUUCACGACAGAAAUUCACAAAAAAGCAGAGGGCCAUGAGCUAUAUGAACAAGUAUUUUAUCACCUUGACCUCGUGGAGAAGGAUUAUUUUGGACUACAGUAUACAGACCAUCACAGUGUCUCUCAAUGGCUUGACCCAACUAAAAAGAUCAAGAAGCAGGUUAAAAUUGGACCACCCUAUACAUUUCGAUUCCGGGUGAAGUUUUACUCUUCAGAACCUAACAAUCUGCAUGAGGAGUUGACCAGGUACCAGUUCUUUCUCCAAGUGAAGAAUGACAUAUACUCAGGGCGGCUGCCGUGUCCUCAAGAUACCCUGAUAGACCUGGCCGCAGAAUCUCUACAAUCUGAGCUCGGAGACUUUGAUCCUGAGGUUCACACUCCGGGACUUGUGUCAGAAUUCCACUUUGUCCAUGAUCAGACAGAGGAGCUAGAGCUUGCCAUAUUUGAAGCCUAUAAAACAAAAACGGGCCAGACACCUGCCCAGUCAGAACUGAACUUUUUAAUGAAGGCCAAGUACCUAGAGAUGUAUGGUGUAGACAUGCAUACUGUCAUGGGUCGGGAUGGACAGGAGUAUAAAUUAGGACUCACCCCCACAGGGAUACUCGUUUUUGAGAGUCAACAGAAAAUUGGACUUUUCUUUUGGCCUAAGAUGACAAAGUUGGAUUUCCAUGGAAAGAAGCUUAAACUGGUGGUAGUGGAAGAUGAUGAUGAGGGCCGAGAACAAGAACACACUUUCGUUUUCCGCCUACACAGCGAGAAAGUGGCCAAACACCUGUGGAAGUGUGCUAUAGAGCAUCAUGCUUUCUUCAGACUGAAAGGACCUGUGAAAGGCCCGAAUGCCAGACAGAACUUCUUCAGAAUGGGAUCAAGGUUUAGAUACAGUGGAAGGACAGAAUAUCAGACUGCAUCUGUGAGCCGUGCGCGACGAAGUGUGAAAUUUGAGAGGAAGGGCAGUCAGAGGUACUCAAGACGACCUACUUUUGAAAAACGAGAGAGGGAAGAGGCCAUGAAACGGGAGGCAGAACGAAAGAAAAGAAGAGAGGCAGAAAAAGAAAGACGGAGGGUUCAGGUGGAAACUAACAAAGUUCCUCCCCAGUCCCCCACUACCCCAGAGGCCACACCUGUGACUCCACCCCCAAAAUCUCCACGGAUCAAUGGAUCAGUAUCCCCUUCUGCUACAGGUGCUAUGGAUAGAUUGGAUGCCCUUAUCAAAACAGAGAAUGAAAAGAAAGCUUCCACCACUGUAGAUCCACCAACAUCCCCUAAAGCAGCUGGAUCCUCCAAAGCUCGGGCACCACUUCCUCCUCCACCCCCAGAACCAGAAAUCAGCCUCAGAGAAGCUUCAGAGAUGGCUCAGGCCAAAAUAAAGGGUUUAGAUGAGUCGGCACCAAAACACAAUACAGUACCACCCCGCCCAAAACCCAAUGUCAACAGCUUUAAGAACAACCAGGUGAAGUUUGCCGGGGGAGCCGCCACCAUACCUCCCGACCAGAUGAAGUGUAACAUCUUCAAAGCCAAAAUGGAGGAAGAAUUGAAGAAAGCACCAGUGGUGGAUGAGGUCAAUGUCAAAGAUGAGAGUUUUAUUGAGAGUGAUAGCAGAAGCACAGAGAACAGCAGUGAGGAGGAACAUUCCGAGGAGGAGAACGAUGAUAUUGACGAGGAAAAAGCCAAGCUUAGAGUUGACAUUCCCCCUAUUGAUAUUGUAGAUGCCCCCCACAGCCCAAGAAGAAGACAAUUUUCAAAGACAAGCUCUUCCUCAAGUUACAAAGGAUCUGAUAGACCCACCCUUGCCCAUCAGUUGGAUAAUGAGGUCUUCGACAUGAAUACAGCCCCUCCCAGAUUGAAUUCCCCCUCCCAGAGCUCUGAGGGGUCUACCUGUGCCUCACCUGUAGAGAACAAGCCACCCUCACCCAUAUCACAGCCACAGGAAGAAUUGUCUCACCCCCAGUCGCCCAAAUCUCCCCCCGCCAAUGCUUCUAAAAUUCCACGCUUCAACACUGCUGCACCAGCCAGUCGCAUCACACCCCCCAAGGCCAUCCCCCGAACAAUUCCCAACUCAGACUCCAUUCCUGAAGCUGAUUCAGUGAUUAUUGAGAAGAGCGGUGGAGAACUACAGGAGAGUUCUUCAAAUUGUAGCACGGCAGAAAGACCCAAACCAGCACCCAGGCCUAAAACCAGAAUCCCCAAUCCCUAUAACUCCACCCGUGAUGAAAGCAAAGUGGCUAGAUCCACCAAUCCAUUUUUGAAGUCACCUGAUAGAGAAAUUGCCCCCUCCCCUAUCAAUCCAUUUGUGAAGCAAAAAUCAGUAGAGUGUGAGAUGCCCCUUAGCACAAAUUCCACAGCUCCACCUACAAGUAAAGUGGAAAAUGUGGAGGAAGAUUUAGGAGCAUCAAAGAAAAACACAAAAAAUUUGGAAAACCAAGGGAAAAUAACCAACACAGAGGCUAACAAGCCUUCUAAUAUUCCUCGCCCAGGCAGCAGCAUCCCGACUCCCUCCAGCAGAAAACCCGCUACCCAGUCUGCUUCGGUUCUCCAGGGGGGCGGGUCCAAUAUUCCCUCCCCCACCUCCUCCUCUAUCCCUGUCCUCAGAUCCACCUCUGCCCUGCCAGUGUCCUCCGGUGGAAGCACCAUGGGGUCAGGAAUCCCACUGCCCUCCAAAAAGGAACACCACCAACACCAUCACAACCCCGUCUCCUCUGUUGAUUCAAAUCCAACUGCCACAAAAGGGUCUAAAACUAAAUCUUCUUCAACUAGUCUGCCCAUUCCCAAGGCAACCAACAGGGCUGCUUCAAGGAACAAGUCAGAUUCUACACAUAACAGGUCUGCAGUGAAUGGAAGUGAUGAACUUUCACCUUGGCAUGUGACUGCCCCGGAAAAACCUCCCAAAGUGGAGAAAAUUAGCAUCAUAACAGAAAUUUAACCUGUUUUUAUUUUUGUGUAUUUUCCAUGCGUUGUUGCAAAGUUAUAUAUAUGCUAGACUUAUGGAGUUGUUCAGAGAAGAGUAGAAAAGGUCGUAAUAGAAAUGUCCUGUUCAAGGAAUUUUUUUCUCUCAAUCAUUCCAUUGGAAUUUUAUUUUUAGCAUCAUGAAUUCAUAAAUUACUGUAUUCUCUUUAUUGUUAAUAAUCUUAUUAGAACGACUGAAAGUUUAUAGUUUAAGUGAUCUAUCUCAAAUAAUGAAUUGUGUGUUAUUUUCUUUGCUUAGUUUUAAUCAUAAAGCACACUUUGAUCAAAAUACUUGUUUUAUUCCAUGAUUUUAUUUUUACAUGUUGUAAGAUUUGUAAAUCUUUUUUUCAUGUAAUGGGCUUGUUUGACUCACAAAGGGCAUUUUUGUUAACAUUCUAAGCUUCCUCAGCAUAUAGCAUUAUGAAUCAGCUUUACUCUCAUUUGUCAUUCUGCAUGUUUCCACUUAGGCUUUACCAUAUAUCAUUUUUAUAUGUUCUGUCAGGAAAAAAAGAAAGAUUCUGGGAUAUUUUACUCAAGAGUUGUUUGUGAAGGGAAAUAACUUUCUUAUCAACAGAAGAAAAGACGUUGAAAAUUUCCCUCGUUAUUGCUAUGUAAUUAGGCAUUGAUAAGUAAAGGAAGGCGAUUUUCAUAUCAGUAGGAAAAUAUUAUGGACAUUGUGUAUUUUUUUUUUUUUUUUUGGUAUGCAUGAUUAACCAUCAGGUGUUAUACACAUAUUUGUUGUCCACUGUUAGAAACAAGUGGUGUUUUGCAAGUGCUUCUGUGUUAUUUUUGUAUCAAUAUUGUACCCCCUAUCAUUUUAUGUAAAUAGUUGCAUGUUUCAUUGAUUGACUAGCAAAUAUUUAUGGUUUAAUUUUAAUACAAGUUUUUUUUUAUCGCAAACACUUAAUUGCAAUUUAUAUUAACACAUCGUUUUCUAGCACAACAUGCACAGAUUUAAUAAUUUAACUUUUUUUUUUUAAACAGGAAUAAGGUAAUUUUUAAAUCAUUUUUUGGUUGUUGUUGAAAUUCUUAAACUUUUUUUCCACUCAUAUACAUGGUUACACGUUUUUGCUGGUACAGUGAUUUAUUUGAGGCAGUUGAAGUCUACACGUACCAUAUCAGGUUGUGUACUUUUAAUAAUUUUAUUUUUUUUUUUUUUUGAAUUAAUUUUUUCCAUUUUACCAUAUCUGGGUUGUGCAUUUCAAUAAAUUCAUUAAAUUAACAAAAUUUAUUAUCAAUAUAGUAAAAGUAUAGGAUUUCUUUUUAAUAUAUAUAGGAAUUUUUUUAAGCAGUAUUUUAAUAACUUAUUUACAUUGACUUUUUUAAUCCAUAGUUUUGAUGAAGGACUUCAAAAUUCCAAUAUACAAUGCUUUUUAAGGUUGUAAAUUUGUUUUUUAUGCUGCGCAAAACUUUUUAAAUGUCUGAACCAACAAGUUUUAAAACCAUUGUUUUGAAAUUGUUAUAAGUAACACUAAAGAAAUUCAAACCAUUUUACGUUACAAAUUCAAAACCAUUCCAGUCAUUAGAGGUACAUGUGUUUUAGUUCAGAUCAUUCCAGACACCAGUUUUGUAUUGUUAUGUUAUUAUAUUACUGUCUUGUUUGGUUUACUUGGGAAAUUUAUAUUGCCAUACAUAAGUGUUUCACUCUAGUCACGUGAUAUUAGAAGUCCACCAUUAAUCAGAAAAGGUAUUCGGAGACCAGAACAAAAAAAAAAUCAUGUUGAAGUUAGAAGUAUUAUGUUGAAGAAGUGAUCUGAAACUUGUACAAAGUAAAUGGGUUGUAAUGAAAAAGGGUUAUUAAUUCUGCAUUAUGUUUAAUGUAUUAAAAAUGAAAAUACAAUGUACACAUUAUUAAUGAUUAAAAUUGGAUAAAAUACCAUUUUAUUUUGCUUUAUAGAUGAAGAGUUUAAAUUUAAAUUUAGGGUUUAAGUUUUUGGUUGAAAUUUUAACAAAAUCACAUGACAACAGCAGUCAUUUAGUAGUUUUUUUUUUUUACAAAGUUCAUUGCUUUCUUUCUCUCUCUCUUCAGCAUAGAAUAUAUUAAUCAGAUUUCAUAUUUCUUAACAAAUUUAAGAAUAUUCUACAUUCCCAAAAUGGUGCCUUUACCUGCUUUAUAAGUACUUUUUGCUUGGUAACGUAUAUCAAUGAAAUAUUUGUAUAUCAUAAUUUUUAUUAACCAUCUCUUGUAACUAAAGAAUGUGAUUUUUGUAUUGAUUCUUUAACCAACAUGUGCAAUAUGUGUACAAAUAUAUAAACUGUUUUUAAAUUAAUUUCUGUGGAAAGAAUUUGAUUUUAGCAAUGAAUAAUGUUGUAGACUUCAGUAGACUUGCAGCAACUGUGUAAUUAGGAGAUUUUAUGUUAAAUUUACUUUUAUAGUGUAUGUAACAAACCAUUAAGAUUAUGUAUCAAAUACUACCUUAUGAAAUUUGAAAAAAAGAUUUUUUUUUUGUUAAAACAGAAAUAUUAACAGUUACUGUGAAAUAUGUAGUAAGUUUAUACAAUAUAUCCUAAAGAUAUUUAGACAUUUCCUUCCUGUAUCAAAGCAUUCCAUUAUGCAGCAUUUUUUAAAAACUAGCUUUUCCCAGUUACAAAUAUUACAUGUAAAGUGAAAUAUAUUACCUAUGUAAUAAAAUAGAAUAAUAAAAAAAACUGUAGUGCAUAUUUUAAUCUAAGCCUAUAGUGUAAUAACAUCAUAUACUGUGUCCUUGUACAUAUUUCAGAAAAGCCAAUAGUUGUGUGUUAAACAGUUCUAUUAAUCCGUGGACUUAAAAUUUCAGUGUAUCUUGUUUACUGAUCUAUGUCAAUAAGAUUGUUAAUAUGUUAUUAAAUAUAUGUGACAGAA
Messenger RNA from Saccostrea echinata, 6139 nucleotides. RefSeq names its product band 4.1-like protein 5. Lineage: Eukaryota; Metazoa; Mollusca; Bivalvia; Ostreida; Ostreidae. Gene Ontology annotation, cellular component: cytoskeleton. Bases 218 to 3274 code for a protein of 1018 amino acids. Gene Ontology annotation, molecular function: cytoskeletal protein binding. The record is from RefSeq and is a predicted model, not a curated record. The transcript is spliced from 19 exons.